AUGGCUUCACCACGAAGGUUAGCGACUAAAUUGUGUAGUAUAUCGCCUCGUGUAUUAAAAAAUGUGGAUGGAAGAACAUACUUACAUCCAAGAACUCCUUUCAAAGAUACUUGUAAGAAAGGUAUUGAAAAUAAAAAUCAACUAUCUCCUUUUAACAUUGAUACUCCUAAUAGGAAAAAAAUAUUGAAAGAUGGUCUUCCUACUAAACAUGGUAUAUUUCUUGGAAGUGGUGGAUUUGGUACUGUAUAUAAAGCAUCUUAUAAAGGUGAUCAAGUGGCAGCUAAAGUGAUGCAAACAGAAAAAUGUUCCAAUGUAUUGAACUGUGAGAAACAUGCUUCUCUUUUAAGGCAUUCCAACAUAGUGAAAGUAUUAAUGAUAGAAGAAGGUGCUUCUUUGUCUUUAAUAACAAUGGAAUUAUGUGGUACUAACUUGCAAGAUUGCCUAGAUGAGACAAUGUUAACUAAAAAUGAGAGGAUUUCUAUAUUAAAGGGUGUUACUAGUGCUUUACAAUUUUGUCAUAAUGCUGGUAUCAUUCAUGCAGAUGUUAAGCCUAGAAAUAUCCUCAUGUCUGCAGAUGGUCAACCAAAGCUUACUGAUUUUGGUAGUUCUAUAUUGAUAGGAGAACCAAAUGAUGACAAUGAAUUUCAUGGUACACCAGGGUAUACUGCUCCAGAAGUAAUAAAAGGAAAUAGACCAACCAUUGCAGCAGAUAUUUACUCUUUAGGCAUUGUAGCUUGGCAAAUGAUAUCUAGAGAAUUACCAUUUGAGGGAUUACAUAGUCACACAAUUAUAUAUCUUUCUGCUAAAGGGCAUCGACCCAAAGAUAAUAAUAUUGAUGAUGAAUUUAAAGGUAUCUAUAAGACAUUAUACAGGAAAAUGUGGUUACAGAAUCCUACUGACAGGCCCACAACCAAUGAAGUAAUAAAUACUACUGAUACAUUAAUUAGUUCCUAA
Molecule: messenger RNA, 954 nt
Organism: Habropoda laboriosa
Lineage: Eukaryota; Metazoa; Arthropoda; Insecta; Hymenoptera; Apidae
Gene: c-mos
Product: serine/threonine-protein kinase mos
Exons: 4
Coding region: 1-954 (317 amino acids)
Biological process (GO): protein phosphorylation
Molecular function (GO): protein kinase activity; ATP binding
Source: RefSeq, a predicted model, not a curated record